AUGACUGACCUCAUCGCACUUAUGGGCUCCCUGGUUGACAACAGGGGUAAGAUUUUGGUUCCUGGGAUCUAUGACAGUGUGGCGCCUCUGACAGCAGAGGAGCAAAAGCUGUACGAGAAGAUCGACUUCGACUUGGAUGAGUACUGUAAAGAUGGCGGGGUUGGCCGGCUGCUGCAUGACACAAAGGAGCAAAUCCUCAUGCACUGCUGGAGAUAUCCUUCUCUUUCCCUUCAUGGUAUUGAGGGGGCUUUCUCUGAAGCAGGAGCCAAGACGGUCAUCCCUCGCAAGGUCAUUGGCAAGUUUUCCAUCCGCCUUGUGCCUGACAUGGACCCUAGAGAUGUGGAGAAGCAGGUCAUCAAUCAUCUGCAGAAGAAGUUUGCUGAACUGGGAAGCCCCAAUAAACUGAAAGUGAACAUGGGCCAUGGGGCCAAAGCCUGGGUCUCAGACUUCAACCACCCACACUACAUGGCAGGGAGAAAGGCCAUAAAGACAGUCUUUGGGGUCGAGCCUGAUCUGACUUGCGAGGGCGGCAGCAUCCCGGUCACCCUGACCUUCCAGGAGGCCACAGGCCGUAAUGUCAUGCUGCUUCCUGUAGGGUCCUCUGAUGAUGGAGCUCACUCUCAGAAUGAAAAGAUCAACAGAUCAAACUACAUUCAGGGAGUCAAGCUGCUGGGAGUGUACUUCCAUGAGGUCUCUCUGCUGGAGUGAUUUGAUGGUGUCUCAUAAUGACAGGUGUAAAAUAUGCUCAUCCUCCAU
Molecule: messenger RNA, 756 nt
Organism: Pelmatolapia mariae (spotted tilapia)
Lineage: Eukaryota; Metazoa; Chordata; Actinopteri; Cichliformes; Cichlidae
Product: cytosolic non-specific dipeptidase-like
Exons: 6
Coding region: 1-708 (235 amino acids)
Biological process (GO): proteolysis
Cellular component (GO): cytosol
Molecular function (GO): dipeptidase activity
Source: RefSeq, a predicted model, not a curated record